Molecule: messenger RNA, 1967 nt
Organism: Argiope bruennichi
Lineage: Eukaryota; Metazoa; Arthropoda; Arachnida; Araneae; Araneidae
Exons: 5
Coding region: 116-1552 (478 amino acids)
Molecular function (GO): RNA binding
Source: RefSeq, a predicted model, not a curated record
GGCAUCAUAUAGAUCAUCUGUACAUUCUGUUGUGGCCGUACUUUGUUCUAAAAUUUUUGCCGUUUAUUGAACUUUAAUUAUUUGAGUUAAAAUAUUAAGAUAAUUUCAUGCAAUAAUGCAGCGAUAUAACAAUUUGAGUGAGUGUAUUCAAAUGUGCGACAGAAUUUUACGAACAAACACUUAUCCACGAACUAACCUAAUUCCACCAGAAGGCAAAGAAAAGUUUAAUCCUGAUACAUUAUUUCUGAGAAAUGUCAACGCUUUUUAUCCAUCCAGAACUAUUGUUGUACAGAACUUUUUAUCUGAGGCUGAAGCACACGUUCAAAGUUUCGUCGCCAUGUUUGGAAUCGUGGAAAUAUGCGAGCUGAUCAAAGAAGACGCGCCAUCUUGUUUGGCUGUUGUGCAGUACAAGUUUAAGCGUUCGGCUGCUGAUGCAUUACUUGCUAUGCCAAAUUGCCAAGUUCGUGGCAGUAAUCUGAUUGUCAACCUCCUAUGGAACGGACCGUACGAGAACAUUGGAACCAUCACCCAAAGUGUGCGCAAAUCUUUCAAACAGUGCGCCGAGAAGCGCGUCGUGUGCAUCGGCCAUCUGCCGCGGAUCAUCACAGAAGACGCUAUUCGUUACAAAUGCGAGAAAUACGGCAAAGUGGAGAGUGUCCAGGUGCAGCCACAGGAGCAAGGAGCCUUUGCCUAUGUGGUGUUCGAAUCGGCAUUUUCGGCUGCUAUAGCGAACUAUUGUCUGCGUAACAGUUCGACCAGCAACGCAGCUUUGAUGCUGGGAUAUAGUGAAAAUAACAGUCCAGUUCUUCUGGGACCAGUCCGAGUCAGACCCUUGGACCAAUACAUGGUUCCUCUGACAGCUUUCGACGUCCGGUGCAUUUGCACAAGGUUUUUGGAUUACUCCAGAAUGAAAGGCUUGUUUGUCAAUCUGCAACGAAAACUUCCUUUGCAUCAUUUCUUUAGACCUGGAGCACCAGAAUACUGUAUCAGAUUGCCAACCACUCAAGCCAAGGGGGUGUCAAUCUUUUUGGAAAUUUUGCUAUUCGAAGGAAAUUAUAUAAAAAAUGCUGAUGAUAUUACUGAGAUGGCAUAUCAAGUGUGUAACAACAAGUAUUUGUUCAGAUUUUCUGUCGAUUUUGGCUUGCAUAAACCGAUUAUGACUUACGACGAUAAUAUGCCUCGUGCAAACCAGCAUUUCUUGCGGUGGAAUUCCUUCUUCAUCCUCGAUCUGCAAAUUUGCUUCCCUUGGGGGAUUUCGGAACCCAGACUGGAACCAAGGAUUCAGGCCAUGAACCACAUCUACAGUGACAUAGACCAGCGGGCAUUCGAAGACGACGUCACUGGAUCCUCGUGGUUUGGCGUCGCACUACGUUAUUCCACCUGCAAUCUCGCACCCAGUGCCGACGAAGGCCAAUACAGACAAAAAAUUAAAUUCUUACUUGCAGAGAAUGUGCCCUUGAUAAGGAUUGUGGGGUCUGUGGAAGACAUGAAUACGUAUCAGUUGCCAGUCCAUGUGUUUUCAGAUACACAUUUGAAUCUAAAGAAAAACUAAGACUGGAAACUAUUGGAACUCAUUGUACUGAAAUCAUUAGAUCGAAUGAGUAUUUGUAUUUAGAUGCACACUCGAAUUUUAAGAACUCAUUUCUACUGGAAUAGACUAAAACUGAUUGUUCUGGAAUCAUUUGAUUCGAUUGAGGUUUGUUUUCAGAUGUGCACUUGAAUUUACAAAACUAAUGACUGGAACUGAUUGUACUAGAAGAAUCAUUACAUUAGACUGAUGUUUCAGUUUUAAGAUCUAACCGAGAUGAACUCUUCAAAUAAAUCGGAUGAAGACAAAGCUUAUUUCCAGAAAUUCAGGAAUAAAACAAAGUUUAUUUAAUUCUUCUAAAGACUCAUUUGUAAUUUCCUUAAUUUUGCUACGUAAGAAUAAAUGAGCUUUAUGGCGUUUUUGCGCUAAAAGAGCUUGA